Molecule: messenger RNA, 1731 nt
Organism: Eubalaena glacialis (North Atlantic right whale)
Lineage: Eukaryota; Metazoa; Chordata; Mammalia; Artiodactyla; Balaenidae
Product: keratin, type II cytoskeletal 6A-like
Exons: 10
Coding region: 1-1731 (576 amino acids)
Biological process (GO): keratinization; intermediate filament organization
Cellular component (GO): keratin filament
Molecular function (GO): structural constituent of skin epidermis
Source: RefSeq, a predicted model, not a curated record
AUGACUUCCAAAUCCACCGUGAAGAGCCAAAGCUGCAGCCGCCGUGUCUUCAGUGCCGGCUCAGCCAGAGUCCCUAGGGUCAGCUGCUCUGGCUUCAGCAGCGUGCCCGUGUGCCGCACCAGGGGCAGUGGUGGCCUCGCUGGAGUGGGUGGAGGAGCUGGCUUUGGCAGCCGCAGCCUCUAUGGCGUGGGGGGCUCCAAGAAGAUCUCCAUCGGAGGGGUCGGCUGUGCCUUCGGUGGCGGAUAUGGCGGCAGAGCUGGAGGCGGCUAUGGCGUUGGAGGUGGAGCUGGGAGUGGAUUUGGUUUUGGCAGUGGAGCUAGUGGUGGCUUUGGGUUCGGUGGUGGAGCUGGCUUUGGUAGUGGCUGUUUGGACCCGGGCUUCCCCGUCUGUCCCCCUGGAGGCAUCCAAGAGGUCACCAUCAACCAGAGUCUCCUGACUCCCCUCAACCUGAAAAUUGACCCUGCCAUCCAGCAAGUCAAGACUGAGGAGCGGGAACAGAUCAAGACCCUCAACAACAGGUUCGCCUGCUUCAUCGACAAGGUCCGAUUCCUGGAGCAGCAAAACAAGGUCCUGGACACCAAGUGGACCCUGCUGCAGGAGCAGGGCACCAAGACCGUGAGGCAGAAUCUGGAGCCUUUGUUCGAGCAGUACAUCAACAAUCUCAGGAGACAGCUGGACAGCCUUGUCGCGGAGAGAUGCUGCCUGGACUCCGAGUUCAGGGGGAUGCAGGACACGGUAGAGGACUUCAAGAAGAAAUAUGAAGAUGAAAUCAACAGGCGCAUGUCAGCAGAGAAUGAAUUUGUGAAUCUGAAGAAGGAUGUGGAUACUGCUUACAUGAAUGAGGUUGAACUACAAACCAAGGCAGACGCUCUCAUAGAUGAGAUCAACUUCCUCAGAGCCCUCUAUGAAGCAGAGCUGGCUCAGAUGCAAACCCACAUCUCAGACACGUCUGUGGUCCUCUCCAUGGACAACAACCGCACCCUGGACCUGGACAGCAUCAUCGCUGAAGUCAAAGCCCAAUAUGAGGAGAUCGCUUGCAGGAGCCGGGAAGAGGCUGAGUGCUGGUACAAGUGCAAGUACGAGGAGCUGCAGCUGACGGCGGGCAGACACGGGGACGACCUGCGCAACACCAAGCAGGAGAUCAGUGAGAUCAACCGCAUGAUCCAGAGGCUGAGAUCUGAGAUCGACCACGUCAAGAAGCAGUGCUCCAACCUGCAAUCCGCCAUCGCCGAUGCUGAGCAGCGUGGGGAGCUGGCCCUCAGGGAUGCCAAGAACAAGCUGGCCGAGCUGGAGAACGCCCUGCAGAAGGCCAAGCAGGACAUGGCGCAGCUAGUGAAGGACUACCAGGAGCUCAUGAAUGUCAAGCUGUCUCUGGACGUGGAGAUCGCCACCUACAGGAAGCUGCUGGAGGGCGAGGAGUGCAGGCUGAAUAGGGAAGGCGUUGGACAAGUCAACAUCUCCGUGGUACAGUCCACCCUCUCCAGUGGCUAUGGCUGUGCCGGCGGUUCCACCAUCUCCAGUGGCUAUGGCAGUGUCAGUGGUGUCAGCAGUAGCUUAGGCCUGGGCGGAGGCAGUGGCUAUUCCUACAGCAGUGGUCACAGUGUUGGAGGUGGCUUCAGUUCCGGCAGUGGCAGAGCCAUAGUGGGUGGCCUCAGCUCCUCCAGGGGCAGCAGUUCCACCGUCAAAUACACCACCACCUCCUCCUCCAGCAGGAAGAACUACAAGCACUGA